Messenger RNA from Ixodes scapularis (black-legged tick), 1062 nucleotides. RefSeq lists its product as uncharacterized. The record is from RefSeq and is a predicted model, not a curated record. The coding region runs from base 1 to 1062 and encodes 353 amino acids. NCBI's taxonomy places the organism in Eukaryota, Metazoa, Arthropoda, Arachnida, Ixodida, Ixodidae. The transcript has 4 exons.
AUGAAGCUGGCCCUGGAGAUGUCCAUGGUCAUCAACGGCUACAAGGGUCCCUCACCAGCCGUGAACCUCCCACACUUUGACCUGGUGUGGGGGUUCACGGUGGAGUAUAUGCACGCCGUACUCCUGGGCGUGACUCGCCAGAUCACGGAGCUGUUACUGUCGUCUGCAAACUCCAGCGAGCGGUACUACAUAGGCAGCCCCUGCCUAGCUGCUGCAGUGGACAAGCGUCUGCUUGCCAUCAAGCCUCCCCAUUCUUUCACAAGGCUGCCAAGGUCCCUGGGUACUCGUGGCAACUGGAAAGCAUCCGAGUGGAGGCACUGGCUACUUUUUUACUGCCUCCCAUGCACACUUGGGAUCCUUCAUCCGCGGUACUGGAGCCACCUCGCAAAGCUUGUGGAAGGUGUGCACCUUCUCCUGAGAGAGGAGCUGACUUCAUCCUCCAUUGACCGUGCAGAUGCUCUGCUGCGGGCCUUCGUGGCCUCCACAGCGACGCUGUACAAGGACCAAGCAAUGACAUUCAAUAUCCAUCAGCUGCUCCACCUGGCAGAGGCGGCUCGGCAGAUGGGACCACUCUGGGGCCACUCCGCUUUUGUGUUCGAGUCUGGUAAUGGACGGCUGGUGAAGCUCGUAACUGGAGCUAAUGCAGUGCCCAGCCAGAUUGUGGAGAGGGUGCUGAUGGCUCAGCAGUUAGAUUCCAUCUUAGCCUCGCCACUCUUGCCUGAUGAGUGUAAAAACAUGUGCCUCAGAAUGCUGGGCUAUCCGAAGCUACUCAACUUCGUUUCUGUGGGCGAUGUUGGUUUGCUUGGGUGCCCGCGGAAGCUGAUCUUGCCGCCGGCAAUCAGUUCUGCUCUCGCAGAGCAUGUUCAACACUGCCCUGUCACCGCUGCCGAGUACAAAAGGUGCCUCCUGCGGGGCGAUUGCGGCGGACAGAAGGAAGAUAAAUUAGUUCAGACGCACAACGCCGCGGCGCGUCGUCUCUUGAAUUGCGAAGCACGGCAGCACGGCGUAGCGCAGCUGAGCUUGCCGAUCAGAAAGAUCGAGAAAGAACUAAAGUUCCACUAA